AUGAAACUCAUAUCAGAGGCAGAAGAUGGGCUAAGAAACUUGUCUCGUCUCCAAGCCCCCGAUCCAAACAUCCAAUCCCCUUCCGAAGAAGAACUCAAAUCGAAAACCAGCCCACAGCCGCACAUCUUGCGCUCUUCGAUAAUCCGCCUGGCGUGCACCCCGAUCAUCCAACCCCUUCGACGCUGUUCACGCCCUCCUUCAUCAUUCCCGAUGGCGGCCCGGGCAUUAAUGCUUUGUCUGAUUCUCGUCGGAAGAUCUUUCGCGCCGGAUCCUUGUCAUCGCGUGGACUGGGUGGAUCCUCGGGAAGAAACCGCAGAGUUUGCGGGCUCGCCGCGCUCGAGUCGAACGGCCGUGUCCGUUCCAGAUCAUGGGCCCCAAAGAAAACUUGCCACGGGCUUGGCCUGGCCAUCAACUACUCUGGUUCAUCGGAACUCAAGAGGGGGCCGUAAAAAUUCAAUGACAAUGGGCUCAGCUCAACCAGGACUCGAUCAGGAAGCUUCUGUUGAUGCGCCUAAUGAACAGGAAGAAGUAGUGACCCCUCAUCCAAUCACUAGUAGGGAGGAAUGCUGUCCAGUCUGCUUGGAAGAAUGGGUCACACGCCCAGAAGAAAACAGGAUAUGGAAUGGAUGCGGCCACGAAUUCCACACACAUUGCGUCGGCUGGGAGGAACGUUGCCCGCUCUGUCGGCGAUCGGUCUCAGGAGAAGUCGAGCCGGAUUACAACACCAGAUUGGCUAACAGCAGAAUCCUCCGGGUAGUCGAUGCCGUCUUUGGCAUAGAUGCCGAUUCGCCUCAGAGACGGAGGUUCGUCUGGUUUCAUAUCGCCUUGUUUGUUUUAUAUCAUUUAUGGAACUCUUGGUCCCAGUCAAGCCAACCAAGAUGA
This is a messenger RNA of Puccinia triticina, 882 nucleotides long. RefSeq lists its product as uncharacterized. The coding region runs from base 1 to 882 and encodes 293 amino acids. The transcript is spliced from 3 exons. NCBI's taxonomy places the organism in Eukaryota, Fungi, Basidiomycota, Pucciniomycetes, Pucciniales, Pucciniaceae. The record is from RefSeq and is a predicted model, not a curated record.